GGGUUUCACCAGAAAAGUAAGGUAAUCUCGAGAUCGAUUGCAUCCUCCAGGUAUCGCCCAGCCGAUCGAUUCUAUCGAUCGCCAUGGGGUGGAAGCUCGGUCGCUCAUGGAAACCUAAUUAUUUGUGCCGCCCAGGCUGUGAUCGCGCAUCGGAGCUACAUCUUGUUCAAAGCUCUCCUCUCCGCCGUAGGCCCUCUUUGAUUGCAUUGCUUAGAACAGGGUAUAGCUACCUGUGGGCUCUGGAGAUUUCCUUUUUGAGGAUGAAGGCUUACAGUAGCAGCAGCAACGGGCAGCACAAGAAGGCUUACAGCGGCAGCAGCAACGGGCACUACAGCAAGGCUUACGACGGCAGCAGUAGCAACGGGCAGGACAAGAAGGCCUACGGCGGCAGCAGCAACGGGCAACACAAUGUGUUCACAAAGGAAAAGCCCAAGGAGGUGGACAUUUUUGCAAUCGAGAACCCUGCCGAACUCAUACGAGCAAGGUACCAGAUCAUAGGAACUCAUCGUCCGGGUGAGAAGGAGGGAUUACUCAUCGACCAAUGCAGAAAAUGUAAGGAGAGAGGCCACUGGGAAAGACACUGCAAGGGGCCUGGAGUGGAUCCUUUUGCUCAUGAACAAAAGAAAUGCUACCUCUGCCUAGCGAAGGGACACGACACGUAUCAGUGUUCAAGAGAUCCCCUGCGAAAUGAGGACUGGGCAGAGAGGACUUACACUGGACCAAUGAAGAGACUUGAUCAACAGGUGGGUUAUAUCGUCCAGGGAGCAGACUUCCCGCAAUACCAUCCUCGUUUCUGCGUCCAACGGAUUGAAUACGAAAACCUCAAACGGAUCUGCAAAAAACAUCCAGACUUGGGAAUCUUCAUUGUGCCUCGGCCACCCUGCCCUCUUGCAUCUCAAAUCUGGGAAUAUUUUCAGCGACUGGAUGAAGUUUUAUACGAAGCAGGCCUAGGCUUCGAGUUUUACAGAUCCGAUGAAGAAGUGCCUCCAGGGUAUGACCGGUAUGCAGCUGCAGAAGAAGCAUAUAUUGAAGAAUUGAAAAAUGAAGCGAAGCAUUGAAAGGUGAUGUGUUUUAAUAAAGUAAUAGAAUAAGUAUUAUAGA
Molecule: messenger RNA, 1101 nt
Organism: Selaginella moellendorffii
Lineage: Eukaryota; Viridiplantae; Streptophyta; Lycopodiopsida; Selaginellales; Selaginellaceae
Exons: 5
Coding region: 84-1058 (324 amino acids)
Molecular function (GO): nucleic acid binding; zinc ion binding
Source: RefSeq, a predicted model, not a curated record